Molecule: messenger RNA, 1068 nt
Organism: Plasmodium gonderi
Lineage: Eukaryota; Apicomplexa; Aconoidasida; Haemosporida; Plasmodiidae
Product: variable surface protein
Exons: 3
Coding region: 1-1068 (355 amino acids)
Source: RefSeq, a predicted model, not a curated record
AUGAGUGCUCAAUAUUCUGAAUUGCAUAAGGUCCAGUUUGAUAAAAUAUUUCAUAGAUAUCAUUCUGAUUAUAACGCUCUUAAAGAUAUGUAUAUGCAUGAUGAGAUACAUAAUCAUUUGGUAUACUCAUGCCAACAAUUUUGUAAUGAGACCUUAAAUAUUUAUGAAAUGAGUAAAUGUAGUUUUUAUUUGCAUUGCAUUUACCUUGGUAAGUAUUUGUAUCAUACAAGAAACACUGAUGGUGAUGAACGAGAACGAAGAUGUAAAUAUUUUAGCUACAAGCUAAUGCUUGAAAAAAAUAAUAAAUCUCUUAAAUGUAAUAAUGUAGCUGAUUGUUACAGCAAAAUGUUUAAAUAUAUGGAAGAUCGGAAAUUAAGAUCACUCAGUGAUCUCAUGAAUUGUAAAAAUCAUGAUGAAAAUAUUGAAGAUGAUAUAUUUCAGAUAUUUCACGAGCUGGAUAAACUAUAUGAUAAAAUUAAAUUAGUAGAGUGGGGUAAUAGUAGUGAAGGAGCACAAAGAGAAAUAAUAAAUAUAUAUAAGGAACUUUCGAAAAAAGGUCACGAUGAAAAAAUAUCUAGUUUAAUUUCUGCACUGAAUGCUUUUAAAGAAACAUAUGAUAUGAAAAUAAAUAGUUGUAAUUAUAGAAAUGAAUAUCUUAGGCUUCCAGUUUACAGACCAGUGAAAAGUAGAGACAAUGAAUCAGAGCAAUUAUUAUUACAAGUUAACAUAUCAGCAAAAAGUGAAGUAACAACUCCAGAAACUCAGAAAUUAAUAAACCAUGGAACGGGGGACAUUGUAGGCAUGCUUAGUUUAACUAUUGCAAUAAUUUCAACAAUUUUAAUAAUGUAUAAGAAAAACUUAUUCACUAGUAAAAUUUUUUUUCUUUCCUAUGGUUGUCAGUAUACACCUUAUUUUUCAUUUAUACGUCAAAUGAUAAGGAAAAUAAUGAGAAUGAAGAAUAAAAAAAGUAAUAAACAACUGAAUUUAAUAAAUACAUUUGAACACACAUACAAUAAUCUGAAUGAUAAUAACUAUAGAAUAAUAUAUAGCUCACAAGAAAAGCACUAA